UAUAACGAAUGCGGAUAAUCUCGAAUAAUUGGUGCAGCUGAGAGCCGAGGCCAGCCAGCUAACUUGUUUCCAUCCGCAGUGGCGGGAAUAUUAUGUGACAGCGUAAUUUGAGCGCAGUUUUCGCUCUUUGUGGAUCACUUGGACAUGACACGGGCCUUGUGAUCACAGCCCAUCGUUGAAGCUGCCCACAGAAAGCCCGUAGUGGAAAGAGUGCAACUCGACCUUUGCUUACUGCGCUGCAUACCUAAAGCAAUGUCCGAAGAGUGCGGCUCUGAGGUGAACGCUGUGGGCUACUACAGUUUCAGCGGCUUUGAUACCAAGACGCCGUUCCUGAUUGGCGUCGCCGGUGGUACGGCAUCUGGGAAGACAUCGGUGUGCCGCAAGAUCAUGUCUCGGGUAGGCCAGGAGGGCCAAGUGGUGUGCAUCCACCAGGACAACUUUUACAAGGGAUUGUCGCCGUUUGAGCGGGAUAGGGCCAACCGGGGACUUUUCAACUAUGACCACCCAGUUUUGAACACCAGGCGCAGGACCCCUAAAGUGAACCCCAACUCAUCUAGGCCUUUGCGCACCAGUACCGUGUCAUCUGAAGGUUUGCCAUUCCCAGAUGUGUUUGAUGACGAGUUGAUGGCAUCAACGCUGAGGGACAUCUUGCAGGAAAAAGUGGUGCAGCUGCCUGUUUACGAUUUCAUCACUAGCACACGGCUCAGGGAUCAGUGGAUCAGCAUUGCGCCUGCGGACGUGGUCCUGGUGGAAGGAGUGCUGCUGUUCUACUUCCCGCACCUGCGCGACAUGUUCCACAUGAAGCUCUUCGUGGAUACUGACCCUGACACACGGCUCGCACGCAGAGUGCUGCGUGAUGUGAAAGAACGCGGUCGAGACCUUGAGAAGGUUCUCCACCAGUACACUAACUUUGUGAAGCCUGCAUUCGAGGAGUUUUGCCUGCCUACGAAGAAAUAUGCUGAUGUCAUCAUUCCCAGAGGCGCCGACAAUGAAGUGGCCAUUGAUCUGAUUGUGCAGACAAUUCAGGAGCUGCUGCAUCAUCACCAGAGCCGUGGGGAACCAUUGCCUCGAUCAGGCUCCUCCUUAGCCAAGCACCCCCACUGAUCGGAUCUCUAGGAUACUUGCUUUUACAUACAACAAGUGUUGUAGAGUAUGCUUGUACAUUGAUUGUAAUGCUAUUUGUGUCAUAAAUACAAAGAUGAUGUUCAGACCU
Messenger RNA from Rhipicephalus microplus (southern cattle tick), 1213 nucleotides. It is a transcript of the gene Uck, whose product is annotated as Uridine-cytidine kinase. The record is from RefSeq and is a predicted model, not a curated record. Lineage: Eukaryota; Metazoa; Arthropoda; Arachnida; Ixodida; Ixodidae. Gene Ontology annotation, molecular function: kinase activity; ATP binding.